AUGUCGAAGAGUUCUGGAGGGGACAGAUGGCUUAGCGAGCUCGGCUACAAGCUGGGCCAGACGUUGGGCGAGGGGAGCUAUUCCAAGGUGCGGGUGGCCACUUCGGCCAAGUACAAAGGGCCGCUAGCCAUCAAGGUGGUAGACCGACGCCGGGCGCCCCCUGACUUUGUUCACAAGUUCCUCCCGCGAGAGCUCUCCAUCUUACGGACCAUACGCCACCCCAACAUUGUGCGGGUCUUUGAGUUCAUCGAGGUCUGCAACGGGAAGCUGUACAUAGUGAUGGAAGCCGCCUCCACCGACCUGUUACAGCUGGUGCAACAGCUGGGGAACCUGCCCUGCACCCCAGAAGCGCGGGACAUCUUCUCCCAGGUCGUGGGGGCCGUACGCUACCUGCAUGACCGCAACCUGGUGCACCGCGACCUCAAGUGUGAGAACGUGCUGCUCACCGCAGACACCCGCCGGGCGAAGCUGACCGACUUCGGCUUUGGCAGGGAAUCGCGUGGGUACCCGGACCUGAGCACCACCUACUGCGGAUCCGCGGCCUACGCCUCCCCUGAGGUGCUGCUGGGUAUUCCCUACGACCCCAAGAAGUACGACAUCUGGAGCUUGGGAGUCGUGCUGUACGUGAUGGUCACCGGCUGCAUGCCCUUUGAUGACACCCACAUCCACAGUAUGCCUCGACGCCAGAAGAAGGGGGUCUUCUAUCCAGACGGCAUUCCCACCUUGCCUGACCCCUGCAAAGUUUUGAUCGCCCAGCUGCUGCAGUUUAGUCCCGCCUCCCGACCAGGGGUGGGGCAAGUGGCCAAAAGCAGCUGGCUGAAAAGUGGACUCAUCAACAAAGAAACCCCUCCGAGGUAG
This is a messenger RNA of Euleptes europaea (tarantolino), 858 nucleotides long. RefSeq names its product testis-specific serine/threonine-protein kinase 6-like. Gene Ontology annotation, biological process: intracellular signal transduction; microtubule cytoskeleton organization; protein phosphorylation. The coding region runs from base 1 to 858 and encodes 285 amino acids. Gene Ontology annotation, molecular function: tau-protein kinase activity; ATP binding; protein serine/threonine kinase activity. Lineage: Eukaryota; Metazoa; Chordata; Lepidosauria; Squamata; Sphaerodactylidae. The transcript has a single exon. Gene Ontology annotation, cellular component: cytoplasm. The record is from RefSeq and is a predicted model, not a curated record.